Hyaloscypha bicolor E is the source of this 720-nucleotide messenger RNA. RefSeq lists its product as uncharacterized. Bases 1 to 720 code for a protein of 239 amino acids. The transcript has 2 exons. NCBI's taxonomy places the organism in Eukaryota, Fungi, Ascomycota, Leotiomycetes, Helotiales, Hyaloscyphaceae. The record is from RefSeq and is a predicted model, not a curated record.
AUGCACUUUACCACUGUUCUUACCGCCGUCCUCUUCGCCAUUAGCCAUCUCCCCUUCUCCUUAGCAAGUGUGAUUGACUUUUCACCUGCCCCAAUCUCCCUCUUUAAACGUGACCUCGCGAGCUUGUGCCAACCAAGCGCUGGUGUCUCAAACCUCGUCGAUUCGCCAUUUCCAUGCAACAAGAUGCAAGGCGUGAUGCAGAUCUGCGGAUUGAGCGUUGAUCUUGAUGGCCUAAACCCUACGGCCGAUCACCUCAGUGAGCAGCAGAAGUGUCUCUGUGACUCUAAUGGCAAGGGGUACGAUGUUUGGCGAUACACACAGGGAUGCAGCAAUUGCCUUCGCCUGCAUGGAGGAGGGUUUUUGAACCAGGACGAAAUCAACGCUGAGUCUUCAUCGUACUGCAGCGCUUCCGCAACGGUCCCAUUCGAAAGUUUCAGGGCCAACUUUGCUUAUUCAAUUUUCUCGACGGAGACGACACAAUCCGAUGUUCUAAGCACCCGCACUGAAGUCAACUUAUAUUGGACUGAUACUGUGGGAAAGGCAGGUGCCACUCCAACCAACAAGGCAACGACUACUUCAAAUGGAGGCACGACACCGACUUCGACGGGAGCAGCUACCGCUGCUGCAACUUCAAGUAGUGCAGCGCAAGUAUUGGGAUACACCAACCUACUGGGCGUAGUUGUUGCGACUUGCUGCACUUUUGUAAUAUCUCUGGUCUAA